AUGCCAUUACUGCGAGCUGGCGGGCCCUCCGCCAUUGGGGCUACUUGCACCCGCGCCGUUCGAUCCACAUACGCUCUCAAUGCCCGGUACCUAAGCUCUUCCGCCACCCGUCAAGCAGCAGGCGAGAUCAAGACCACCACCGAAGAUGCUCCCGCGACACCAUCAACUGGAAGUGCUAUAACCCGCAAAGAGACUGCUGGUGAAUCGAUUCCACGCCAUCAACCCGACUAUAACGCCACCGUUGACCAUGGCACAUCCCUGUUCUCCCCAGUCCCCAAGCGAGUAAUGGACGGAAGUGAGCCAAGCGAAGUAGUUGCUGCCGCCGUUCUCUCCGGUGCUCCAACAGACCUUCAAGCCCGAACAGUCAGAAUAUACCGUAGCGCCAAACCAGCCACUCAAUCCGGCAAUUGGCGCAGCCACCACUGGAGAAUGGACUGGGAUGUCCUAUCCAAAGGUCACCGUUGGGAAAAUCCAUUAAUGGGAUGGCAGUCCUCCGCAGAUGCCAUGCAGGGAACCCAUCUCAAUUUCAGAUCGAAAGAAGAUGCAAUUCGAUUUGCUGAGAAGCAAGGAUACGAAUACUUUGUUCAGGAGCCAAACGAGCGUGUUUUCCGCCCCAAGGCCUACGCAAAUAACUUCCUACAUGAGGCCAGGAAGCUCAAAUACAUCAAGACAAAAUAA
Nannizzia gypsea CBS 118893 is the source of this 678-nucleotide messenger RNA. RefSeq names its product NADH-ubiquinone oxidoreductase subunit. NCBI's taxonomy places the organism in Eukaryota, Fungi, Ascomycota, Eurotiomycetes, Onygenales, Arthrodermataceae. The transcript is spliced from 3 exons. Gene Ontology annotation, biological process: electron transport chain. The coding region runs from base 1 to 678 and encodes 225 amino acids. The record is from RefSeq and is a predicted model, not a curated record.